Messenger RNA from Plasmodium gonderi, 558 nucleotides. RefSeq lists its product as hypothetical. The coding region runs from base 1 to 558 and encodes 185 amino acids. The record is from RefSeq and is a predicted model, not a curated record. The transcript has 4 exons. Lineage: Eukaryota; Apicomplexa; Aconoidasida; Haemosporida; Plasmodiidae.
AUGGCUAGCUCAUCAGAGGAAAAUAAGGAAAUAAUUAAUUUAAAGGACGCCUUUAAUCUAAGUAUUCUAAAUAGGGAAAAUACAUUGACAAUUAAUAAUGGCAAGGAUGAUGAGUUCUACCCGCAUGCAAUACUGAUGGAUCGGAGAAAUAUCGAUCUGUUCAAUAUGGAUUUAACCAAGUACCAAAAAAGUGAAUAUAAAAGAAUUUUUAAUUUGAACUCACGACGUAUUACUGAUGAGCCCAAAUUUACGUCUGAACCAUCUGCGCAUGAAAAUUUAUCGGAGUCUAAAGAGACACAAAAAAAAAGAAGAAAAGAGGAUAGCACUAUAAUGCCUCGAAUACACAUCUUUUUAAGUUUUUUCAUGCCCUUUAUAGGAUGUCUCUCAUAUUUGCUGAAUUUAAAGUAUGAUGAAUCAUCACCAAGACGUAAAUAUGCCAGUAGGGCCCUAUGUGUAGGAAGCACCUUGAGCGUCAUUUACUCAUUUGCCUUAUGCUCUUUGCUAGGGCAUUAUUUUUAUCAGUAUAACUCUGACGAUUUAUAUGGAUAUACAUAUUAA